GCAAGUCUCACGGGAGAUAUGGAGAAAAAGGCGAAGCUAUUCUUGGCCGAAGAGAAGGAGGCCGCUCUGAAGGAGAUGGUCAUGGUCAUCGGUGACACAUACAUGUCAAAGCGCGAUUUGUGGCAGCUGCAGCUGGCAAUGAUGCAGCACAAGGGGCGGUUGAUCUAUCGCGGUUUCCGACAAAACUUUUGUGAGCACGUUCCCUCAAGCAGCAUAGACAAGCUCGUCUCAGCAGAUGGGAAAGCCGCUGCGUGUGGCAUGGUGGGCGUGAAGACUGAUGUUGCCUUCAGGUCGUCCAGCACGCACAUGUUUCUGCUCAUCGAGGUAAGCGCUGAGCUGUUUUCCUUCGGCCUCUUCGGAAGAUACUACUGGGAAGUUCUCCUUGAGUGCUUUGGCCAGGUGCCUGGAACGGGCAUGCGCGGUGCCAUCUGGAAAGCGGAGCACCAGCCACUUCCUGCGCAUCAUUCUCUUUGCGCGGGCCAAGGAACAUUCCGAAUCAACGAACGAAGAGACAUCGCCAAGAGCUUCGCCGAG
This is a messenger RNA of Symbiodinium necroappetens, 534 nucleotides long. NCBI's taxonomy places the organism in Eukaryota, Dinophyceae, Suessiales, Symbiodiniaceae. The record is from the annotation of a GenBank genome assembly.